Musa acuminata AAA Group (dessert banana) is the source of this 1301-nucleotide messenger RNA. RefSeq lists its product as uncharacterized. NCBI's taxonomy places the organism in Eukaryota, Viridiplantae, Streptophyta, Magnoliopsida, Zingiberales, Musaceae. The transcript is spliced from 5 exons. The record is from RefSeq and is a predicted model, not a curated record. Bases 283 to 1038 code for a protein of 251 amino acids.
UACGAGCUAAACCCUAAAACGCCUGUCUCCGACUCCCAAAUCUGUUUUCCCCGAUCGCCCUUCCGACAGACGGGCGGCGCGCAGCGUCCGCCAAUAAUUAACAGAGGCAACGAGUGGCUCGAGUUCUCUCUCUCUCGCAGACACACACACAUUGUUCGUAGCGUUUGGCUGUUGAAUGGAAAUCGUUUGACGGGCCUGCUGAGUACGGGAUUGGCGGGGCUAUCCCAGUUUCUUGUAGCCUAUUUCUUUUGAUCGUUAUGUGAUAUUCAUCAAUAAGCUCGGAUGCUGACUGCUGCGAGAGGACGCGCCUUCUCUUCUUCCCCAGUCUCGUCUUCCUCAAAAUGGGUGUUUAUUGGCCUGUCUAGUGAACUACUACAAUCGAAUUCUAGAGGACGGUGUAAAUCAUUUGCUGCUUCAGUUCCCCCGGGUCCAUUUAAACCACAAAAGGGCAAGAGGUUAACUAAACAAGAAAGGCGCACUUUGGUAAAGUCCUUUGUUGACAAGUAUAGAGCCUCAAAUGCAGGAAGAUUUCCUGCAGUUACUUAUGUCCUACGAGAGACUGGUGGGUCUUAUUACAGUCUAAAACUGAUUGUACAAGAAAUAGAGUACAACAAUAAGUUGUCCUCCUUAAAUAAGGGGACUGUUCAGUUGCGAAAAGCAGAAGACAUUAAUCAAAAUUCAGAUGCCAAAGAAGUGUCCUCUACAUCUGUCAGAGAUGAAACCUUGAAAUCAGUCAUUGAUAGCAAAGAUGAACCAUCAGUCUCUCUGAAAUUGGGAAUUGAAACAAAAACCUCAAUGUCUUCUUCCGGAGAAUCUGUGGGCUCCAGAAAAGAGAUAAGCACUAAAGACUCUUCACAUGAUGCACCUUCCCCAAAGGUAGUUAAAGAUACAGGAAAUCAUGGAGUUUCGGUGACAGAGGAACGUCGUAGUGAUCAUCAUAGAAGUUCCGAGCAAGGAUUUUCAUCAAGGACGGCAAACUUGUGGGGAAACUUAAGGUCAUUAGCAGAUGGGAUCAUUAGCCUCUGGAGAAAAAUGUAGGUCUUGAUCAUAUUCUCAGCAAAUUGGUAUUUCCAAUGGAGAUUGGAUUGCCUCUUCUCACUAUGUAAUGCUGAUCUUGGUGCUGCGGAGGAGGGUGCCUUUCAACUUUUCCAGUGUUUGUUUCUGCAAGUUAGUUGCUUCAGUCAUCAGGCAUUUUCGAUCUAAUGAUGAAACAAUGAAAGAUUGUCCUGUGACAACCCUUGCAUCGUUUUUGUGGCACAUGCUGUGCUCUACAAUAAUUAGUCACUAUGUGUGCACUUUCA